Molecule: messenger RNA, 3696 nt
Organism: Vicia villosa (hairy vetch)
Lineage: Eukaryota; Viridiplantae; Streptophyta; Magnoliopsida; Fabales; Fabaceae
Exons: 5
Coding region: 1-3696 (1231 amino acids)
Biological process (GO): response to hormone; regulation of DNA-templated transcription
Cellular component (GO): nucleus
Molecular function (GO): DNA binding
Source: RefSeq, a predicted model, not a curated record
AUGGUGAGAACUAGCAAAGCAAAAAGAAAAGGUUGUAAUAGUGCUCCUGCUAAUAUGAAUAUGGAGUCGGAGAAGUUGAUUGAUGGGAACAAAGAUGUGGAUCCUCAGUUAUGGCAUGCUGUUGCUGGAGGAUUGGUGCAAAUUCCAGAAGUUAACUCUAAGAUCUUCUACUUCCCUCAAGGUCAUGCCGAGCAUGCAUAUCAACCUGUCAAUUUUCCUGCUGAUUUCAAACUUCCAUCUUUCAUUCCGUGUCGAGUUGCAGCUAUUGAUUAUAGGGCUGAUCUUGAGACGGAUGAGGUGUACGCAAAACUCCGGUUUGUUCCUUUGCAUAUAAGUGAGGUUAGUUUUGAUGAUGACGGUGUUGGUGGCGUUGAUAAUAUGUCUGAAAAUAAGAAUAAAUAUCAAUCUUAUACGAAAACCUUGACACAAUCUGAUGCAAACAAUGGUGGUGGAUUUUCUUGUCCUAGGUAUUGUGCAGAAACACUUUUUCCUCCCUUAGACUAUUCAGGUACCCCUCCUUCUCAGUACAUUUAUCCCAUGGAUGUUCAUGGGGAGACGUGGGAAUUCAAACAUGUUUAUAGGGGCACGCCGAAGCGGCAUCUGUUAACAACUAACUGGAGUGAUUUUGUAACCGACAAGCUACUUGUUUCGGGGGAUUCACUUGUGUUUUUGAGAGCUGAAAACGGUGAUCUUCAUAUUGGAAUUCGGAGGUCUAAAAGACGAAAUGACAUUGGAUUUAACCUUUCAUUAAAGAGGAAACCUGGGAGUGAAAUUGGAAUUCGUAUUGGACCAUCAUACAGACUUCCAUCAUCUUCGGGGGAGAAAGAUAAUGAACUUCCAAAAAAUGAUAAAGAAAAUGGAUUGAGAAGUAAUGAUAAGAUUAUGGGUAAGGGAAAAGUGAAGGCUGAAGAUGUUCUCGAAGCAGUAAGACUUGCUGUCAAUAUGCAACCGUUUGAUGUUGUUUACUAUCCUCGAGUUGGUACUCCCGAGUUUUUUGUGAAAACCUCUUUAAUUAGAACAGCAUUUCAGGUUAGGUGGUGUUGUGGAAUGAGGUUCAAGAUGGCCAUUGAAACGGAAGACUCGUCAAGGAUAAGUUGGUUUCUCGGAACAAUUACUUCUGUUCAGGCGGCUGAUCCAGCAUGGCCCGACUCUCUUUGGAGACUUCUGCAGGUUACAUGGGAUGAGCCUGAUUUACUUAAAAAUACGAAAAGGGUGAAUCCGUGGCAAGUGGAAAUAGUAUCUAACAUGCCUUCAAUCCCUUUUUCCUCUUUCUUGCCAACAUCGCGGAAGAAACUGAGAUUGGCUCAAUGCCCAGAUUUCCCCGUUGAUGGCCAAUUUUCAAUGCCAACUUUUCCAAACUACUUUCAAACUCCAAAUGUUCCAAUUUUUCAUUUACCAGAAACUAGGCCUGCUGGUAUGCAGGGAGCCAGGCAUGAUCCUUUUGGUCUCUCUUUACCGGACCUUCACAUUAAUAAGUCUCCAUUAGGUCUCUUUAAUCCUAAUUUCCAACAACCACAUGAUCAUAAUGCAUCAAUAUCGAAGACAGUCCCAAGUAAUGCUGUAUUGCAAAAGGCGAACAACAGUGAAAAUAUUGUUUCGUGCUUACCAUCAGAGAAACAUAUUCAUGCAAAGUCAGCCCAGAUUGUGCUUUUUGGCAAAACCAUACGGAUUGACGCGGGAAAAGAAAAUGCUGUGAAGAAAAUCACUACUAAUUUUUCUAAUCUUCUGCGAGAUUCGCCAAGACAAUCCUCUGGUGAGAGAGUUGAAUGUAAUCCCAAGAACCAACGCAACAAAGAUAUUUUGGCAGGAGAAACAAUGGAGAUUGAACAUUCAGAAAACAAUUUUAUAAUGGCGAAAUCCAUGAAAGAAAGAACAAACGGUAGCAAUCAAACUCGUCCUUCUAAUAAGAAGAAGGAAAAGGAGUCAAGGAAGAAGUUGAUUGAUGGGAACAGAGAUGUGGAUCCUCACCUAUGGCAUGCUGUUGCUGGAGGAAUGGUUCAAAUUCCAGAACUUAACUCUAAGAUAUUCUACUUCCCUCAAGGUCAUGCCGAGCAUGCAUAUCAACCUGUCAAUUUUCCUACUGACUUCAAAAUUCCAUCCAAAAUUCCAUGUAGAGUUGCGGCUAUCCAUUAUAGGGCGGAUCCUGCCACAGAUGAAGUGUAUGCAAAACUUAGGCUUGUUCCUCUGCAUACUAGCGAAGUUAGUAUGGAUGAUGACGAUGUUGCUGACAUCGAUAAUAUGUCUGAAACCAAAAAUAAAUAUCAAUCUUACACGAAAAUAUUGACACAGUCUGAUGCAAACAAUGGUGGUGGAUUCUCUUGUCCUAAAUAUUGUGCCGAAACACUUUUUCCUCCAUUAGACUAUUCAGAUAUGUUUCCUUCUCAGGAAAUUUCUCCCAAGGAUGUGCAUGGAGAAACAUGGACAUUCAGACAUGCCUACAGGGGCGCGCCAAAGCGGCAUCUGUUCACAACUGGGUGGAGUGAUUUUGUGACCGCCAAGCUACUUGUUUCGGGGGAUUCACUUGUGUUUGUGAGAGAUGAAUACAAUGAUCUUCAUGUUGGAAUUCGAAGGUCUAAAAAACGAAACGACAGUAUAUUUAACUUUUCAUCAAAGAGGAAACUUGAUAGUGAAACUGGAAUUUGUCUUGGACCAUCAUACGGUAGACUUACUUCGUCUUUAGGAGAGUUGAGAAUAAGUGAUAAGGUUAUGGGAAUAGGAAAAGUGAAGGCUGAAGAUGUUCUUGAAGCAGUAAGACUUGGUGUCAAUAUGCAACCGUUUGAUGUGGUUUACUAUCCUCGGGCUGGUACACCCGAAUUUUUUGUGAAAACCUCUUUAAUUAGAACAGCACUUCAGAUUAGGUGGCAUCGUGGAACGAGGUUUAAGAUGGCCAUUGAAACUGAAGACUCGUCAAAGAUAAAUUGGUUUAUGGGAACAAUUGCUUCUAUUCAGGCUGCUGAUCCAGCGUGGCCCGACUCACUUUGGAGACUUCUGCAGGUUACAUGGGACGAACCUGAUUUAGUUACAAAUACGAAAAUGCUGAAUCUGUGGCAAGUCGAAAUAGUAUCGGAAAUGCCUUCUCCCCCUUUCUUGCCAUCAAGUAAGAAACUGAGAUUGGCUCAACACCCAACUUUCUCCAUUGAUGGCCAAUUAUCAAUGCCAACUUUUCCAAAUGCUGGCAUGCAGGGAGCCAGGCAUGAUUAUUUUAGUCACUCCAAUUCAUCCUAUCGUGUCGAGAAAAUUCCACUAGCUCUCUUUUGGCCUUAUUUCCGACAAUCCUUUGAUCAAGAUGCCUCAACAUCGAGGACUGUCCCUAAUAGCCCGACAUUGCAAAAGGACAGCAAUAGUGAGAAUGUUUCCGGUGAGAAUGUUUCAGGCUCGAUGUCAAUUUCUACACAACCAUUAGAGAAACUGAAUCAUGAGAAGCCGAAGGAGAUCGUGCUUUUUGGCCAAAAAGUGUAUACGAAGCCAAAACAGUUGGUGCUUUUUGGCCAAAAAAUACACAUUAACUCGGGAUAUGAAAAUGGUGAGGAGAAAAUCACAAAAUAUUCUUCUGAUUCUCCUCUACAAGACUCCUCUAGUGAGAGGCUGGAAUAUAAUCUAGAGAACCAAUGCAAAAACGAUACAUUGGAAGGAGAAACAGUGGAGAUUGAAGAUUCAGUGAGUCCAUCAAAUGAGGCAGCGCGACAGUUCUAUUAA